UUUCCGAGACCCUCUCUCCUCAUAGGCUCAGUUUUGGCCUGCCAUCUGCAUUCUGCCAGUUUCCGUGGCAGAAGAGGCCUAGGCUGCUUCCUGUGGGUCCCCCGUUGAGCAGAAGCAUGCGGUGGUACCUUCUCCUGAUCUGGGCCCAGGGCCUGAGGCAGGCUCCCCUCCCAGCCUCAGGAGCUGUGUCAGGCAGGAUCACAACAAUGGGGAACGUUUCUGCCGAGGAAGGUGGCUCCGUCACCUUGCAAUGCCACCUCCCCUCCACCACUGCCAAAGUGACUCAGAUCAACUGGGAGCAGCGGGACCAACUACUGGCCGUUCGUCAUGCUCACUUGGGGUGGCACAUCUACCCAGCCUUCAGGGAGCGAGUGGCCCCAGGCCCCAACCUGGGCCUCACCCUGCAGUCGCUGACCCAGAAUGACACAGGGGAAUACUUCUGCACCUAUCACACCUACCCUGAUGGGAUUUACAGAGGGACAGUCUUUCUGGAGGUCCUGAAACGCUCAGUGGCUGAGCACAGUGCUGCGUUCCAGGUCCCAUUGCUGGGAGCCACGGCCACCGGACUGGCAGUCAUCUGCGUGGCAGUCGUCAUGGUGGUCGCAUUAACCAAAAAGAAGAAAUCUCGUCCAGUCCAUUGUGCGGAAAGUGGCCUCAGGACAGUGGUACAUGAACAGGAGGAAUGGAAUGCCCGCAUUCUGUCGUCCCCUGGAAGUGGCAGCGAGGCAGGGACGGCACCUGUGGGCUGCUACCUGGAGCAGAGGGGAGAUGCCUGUGCCGAGCCGCAUGACUACUUCAAUGUCCUGAGUUACAGGAGCCUUGGAAGCUUCGGGUUCCUGGCCGAGACUGUUUAGUGGCCAGCGGCAUCAUCUGGGAGAUGCAUUCCUGUGUCCGCGGUUCCGGGAGUGGGGGUGCUGGUGGGUCUGCGGUCUCAGUCGCUGCCCUGCAUGCACGCGAGUGGAGGUGUAGUUGAGUCAAUGAGUGUCAUCCUCUUCUCUGCAUUUCCUCUGCCCCUUCCCUUCUCUUCCAUUGUGGCAGAGCCAGAGGGAGCAGCUUGUAUCUCGAUUCUGAGUGCAAAGUUAAACAAGAAUGACUUGGUUUGGAAUCUAGCAGGUGGAGCCAACCCUGGGGCUCUGAGAAAUGCCUUCCCCCAGUAGCCCUGGAUGGGGUUUUAGUGGUCUGGGCACUGGCAGAGUCUUCUGGAUGGUGAUGGUGAUGAAGAGGACGACGGUAUGACUCAUCUCAUUUCUCAUGGUCAUUUCCAUCAACACUCACACAUUCAAGGCAUUUUAAGAACAAGGCAUGGUAUCGGCUUUCAUGGGGAGGUUCGAGCAUGAUUAAACCACGCUUUUGGAUCUCAGCCCUUUUAGAU
Molecule: messenger RNA, 1372 nt
Organism: Lontra canadensis (Northern American river otter)
Lineage: Eukaryota; Metazoa; Chordata; Mammalia; Carnivora; Mustelidae
Gene: TIGIT
Product: T cell immunoreceptor with Ig and ITIM domains
Exons: 4
Coding region: 117-854 (245 amino acids)
Biological process (GO): positive regulation of interleukin-10 production; negative regulation of interleukin-12 production; negative regulation of T cell activation
Cellular component (GO): cell surface
Molecular function (GO): signaling receptor binding
Source: RefSeq, a predicted model, not a curated record